Molecule: messenger RNA, 255 nt
Organism: Blepharisma stoltei
Lineage: Eukaryota; Ciliophora; Heterotrichea; Heterotrichida; Blepharismidae
Source: the annotation of a GenBank genome assembly
AUGAGAAUUACUAUUGAGCCAGAAAGAACCUUGGGAAUUGAAGCUAUAUCUGUUGAUCCAAACUAUGAUGAUACAAUUGAAAACGUAAUGUGCUUGAUAUCACUUAAAAUAACGACGGUAUCAUCAAGUGAACUGGAAUUGAUCUACAAUGGAAGACUACUCCCUCUUAGUACCACUCUUGAUAAGCAAAAUAUUAGAGAAGGGCACACUUUGCAGCUAAAAAGGCGAAGAACUAGCUGUUGCACCUUAUUAUAA